AUGGCAGCAGAUGAAGGUGCACAGGACACCUUACGUCUCCAGUUCAAGGCCAUGCAGGAGAUGCAGCACAAAAGGUUACAGAAGCAGAUGGAGAAACAGAAGGAAAAGGAACUGAGCCUCGAAAUCAAAGUCGAUGACCAAAAAGAGCCCUUGGAGAUUUCCGAUGGCCUCAGCCUUCUCCAACCUGGGGAUCAAAACUUGAAAAACAGCUUUGAGCAGAGGAUGCUUGAAGAUGAGAUUGCACACCUUCGAGAGCAGCUCAGGGAGACGGUGGAUGAAAAUGGGCGAUUGUACAAGCUGCUGAAGGAAAGGGACUUUGAAAUCAAACAUCUCAAAAAGAAAAUAGAAGAGGACAGAUUUGCCUUCACAGGCACAGCCGGUGUGACUGGGGAUGUGAUUGCCACCAAAAUCGUCGAGCUGUCCAAAAAGAACCGGGUGCUGACGGCAGAGUCAGAGGGCGCGAAAAGCAGAGUGAAGCAGCUGAGCAAUCGCGUCCAGGAGCUGGAGCGGGAACUGCAGGCGGCCCUGGCCAGGCUACCAGCCAAGGCGACCACCGAUGCGGGAGCCAAAGCAUCGAGGGCUCAGAUGGGAGACAGAGCCCUGCCAGAGACCCCAGAGGUGAAGGUCUUGCAGGACAGGCUGACGGCCACAAACCUGAAGAUGAGUGACCUCCGCAACCAGAUCCAGUCUGUGAAGCAGGAGCUCCGGAUGGCCCAGAAGGUUUUGACCAGUGAGGUCGGGGAAGAUGUGAAUGUCCAGCAGCUCCUGUCCUCCCCGGGGACCUGGAGGGGCCGGGCUCAACAAAUUCUCGUGUUGCAAAGCAAGGUUCGCGAGCUUGAGAAGCAGCUGGGACAGACCCGAAGCCAGUCUGCAGGAACAUCCCGUGACAAGCCGCCUGUCGGUCCAGACCCAAGGAAGCUGUCGGCACAGGAGAAAAACCUGCUGAGGAUCCGCAGCCUGGAAAGGGAAAAGCAGGAGGGCUGGGAGGUAAUGCAUGUCCAGGGAAGGGGUCAGUUGGGCACGGGGGACCGGGAGAUCCAGAAGGACGGGGAAGGGCUUCCAUCCCGGAAUAAGGUGCUGUCAAGUGAGGUGAAGACCCUCAGGAGCCAGAUGGGGACCCUGGUGGAGAAAGGCCGGCAUGACGACGAGCUCAUCGACGCCCUCAUGGACCAGCUGAAGCAGCUCCAGGAGAUCCUGGGCAGCCUGAGUCUGCAGGAGGAGAAGACCCGGGCGUCGCAGCGCCACCUGGACCAGCAGGUCAACAGUGAGGCUCAGCAGAGCAUCAGCCUCAUCACCCAGCUGCGGGCCAUGGUGGCUGAGCGGGAGGCCAAGGUACAGCAGCUGGAGUUGGAGAUUGGCCAACUCAGUGUGCAGUAUCUUCAGAAUAAAGAAGUGGGCAAGGGCUCCAGUGGGACUGAGGUCAACCCCGCCUACACCAAGUUCCUGGAGGACCCUGGCCAGCCCAAGUCUCCAGCCUCAGCAGGCGAUCACGUUGGCAGGCUUGGAUCUUCUCGCUCCGUGACCAGCCUGGGCCACACGCUGGUGGAAUCUGCUCUCACGUGGCCUUCUCUGCCCAGUCCUCAUGGGGCCUCACCCAGGUUCUCAGACUCCCCUGAACAGAAAGGCUGGCAGGCACAGGUGACAGAGUUCAAGGCCCUCUGGCAGGCCGCUGAAGUGGAGCGUGACCGGCUUACCGAGUUUGUCACUGUCCUGCAGAAACGGGUGGAGGAGAGCAACAGCAAGCUUCUGGAAUCAGAGAAGAAGCUGCAGGAGGAGCGGCAACGCAGCGUGGUGCUGGAGCAACAUCUGGAGAAGAUGCGCCUGGAGACUGGGAGGACGUCAGUCAGUCAGAGAGCAGCCCCCAGGAGCAAAACAGGUCUGCCCACCUCCAGCACCAGGCACAACCCGAACGGGAGUGAAAGGAAGGACCCAUCCUUCACCCAGCUCUCCAAUGUGCCCAUGGAAUCACAGAUGGAGGAGCUGACCACCAGGCUGGCCAUCCAGGUGGAGGAAAACGAGAUGCUGAAGGCUGCCCUGGGCAGUGCCCUGCGUGGGAAGGAGGAGGAUUUCCGAAUGUACCACGAGACCCUGGGCCAGGUGAAAGGGGUCUUUCUGCAGGCCCUGCGGCAGCAGAAGGCGGACACUACUAGGAUGGUGGCCCGGUGUCAGCCUGGCAGGACGGGGCAGCCUUAG
Messenger RNA from Odobenus rosmarus divergens (Pacific walrus), 2193 nucleotides. RefSeq names its product coiled-coil domain containing 13 (gene CCDC13). The record is from RefSeq and is a predicted model, not a curated record. Gene Ontology annotation, cellular component: centriolar satellite. NCBI's taxonomy places the organism in Eukaryota, Metazoa, Chordata, Mammalia, Carnivora, Odobenidae. The transcript is spliced from 16 exons. Bases 1 to 2193 code for a protein of 730 amino acids. Gene Ontology annotation, biological process: cytoplasmic microtubule organization; non-motile cilium assembly.